AUGAGGGACUACUUUGCCAUAGAGAGAUCAAAUAAGAUUGAGCUCAUCUUGAGACUCUACAUGGAGAAGUUAAUUCCUAGCUAGAAGUUCAUAUUUGAAAUAUUCUUAAUUUAGCCUACAAAUAAGUAAAAAUAUUUCAGGAUAGGGCUAUAGCAACGAGAAAAGGAUGUUAGUAAUCUUGCUAAGCUAAUUGUAGCAGUCAAAAGUACUUUCUGA
Molecule: messenger RNA, 216 nt
Organism: Tetrahymena thermophila SB210
Lineage: Eukaryota; Ciliophora; Oligohymenophorea; Hymenostomatida; Tetrahymenidae
Exons: 1
Source: RefSeq, a predicted model, not a curated record